UAGACACACACUCCCUUCAUAGCGCACACACACACUCUAUUGGGAAGCGCAUACACCACUGUAAGGUCAACUUGACACAAUUCUGAGUGAACCCUUACGUGUGCGCUUCAUUGCUAGACACCCAACUCCUCUCCCUAUAUCGUGUCCCCAUUCUGCAUGGCCCCUUGGAAACAGCCAGCUUUGGUAUUAACUCGAAAACAAACUGAGGCAGCUCUCUUUUCCCCGUCUUAGCCCGUGGAAUAUAUGCUUGGAUCCUUCCCCUGUAUCUCUAUACAUCAAACACUAUUCAGCAUAGGAAAUUUGGGGAUUCAUGAUUGUUACGACUCGAGUGCAGGAGAGAGGUAUGAAAGAACCACGGAAUGGAUUGGAUCAGGAAUCGAAUGAUAAUACCCUGUUUACAUACUGGCAUUCGUGUAAAAUGCUCUAAUUACCAAACCACUUGAACUUUGGAAUUAUUGGAAUCUAUCGGAGUUCUGGAUCCUACUACUUUAAUCAUCUGUGUGGGAAAUCUGUAUUUCAAUCGUAUACAACAUAAUAUGUAACCUAUGUGACCUGUUGAAUGAAUAGCUGUUGGUGCACGUUGCAAGGACACCCCAUGGUCUAUAUAUGGUAUAAUGCAACUGGCCAUCCUGUUAGAUGAGCACCAACAUGCAAAUAUGUGACAUGUAUGAUGAUGGUGAAGACAGUAAAGAUACCACGAAGAGGAAAUCUCGCAAUGCGAGUGAGAAGAAGCGGAGGGACCAGUUCAACGUGCUCAUACAGGAGUUAUGCUCAAUGGUUUCGACCAAGACGAGAAAGCUCGACAAGUCAGCAGUCCUCAGAGCCACCAUACACUUCUUAAAGGCUCAUAAUGAUAUGGUGAUGAAAUCAGAGAAGAAUGCCAUCAACGAGAACUGGAAACCGUCCUUCCUGUCCGAUGAUGAAUUCAGCCAACUGAUGUUAGAAGCUCUGGAUGGUUUUAUGAUUGUCUUCUCCCAGCAAGGCCAUAUCUUAUAUACCUCAGACAGUGUUAUCUCAUUACUCAGACAUUUACCGAAAGACCUUGAGUCAUGUACAAUAUAUGAACUUAUCCAUGAAGAUGACAGGCCGGAAAUGUUCAAGAUUCUGUCCCGGGCAGAUUCCUCCAACGGCACUCCGGAUGUCCUAGGGCAGAGGUUCUCCUUCUCAUGUCACAUGAGGAGAGGUACAUUAGAGCCAGAUAAACCCGCCGAGUAUGAACCCAUCCGCUUCAAUGGAAGCUUCUCCCUUCUUAAGACAAGCCAAGCUGCUUUCACUGACAUCGUCACCACACCAAGGUACUGCUUUGUGGCAACGGUUAGAUUACUCUCGACACAGUUGAGCAGAGAAAUGGCAACUUUCACUGAGAAGGGCAAUGAAUUCACAUCAAGACAUAGUCUCGACUGGAAAUUCCUCUUCUUAGACCACAGGGCCCCUCCUAUUAUUGGUUAUUUACCAUUUGAAGUGCUUGGAACAUCGGUAUAUGAGUAUUACCAGCAGGACGACCUGGAUAAGCUUGGAAGAUGCCAUGAAGCAUUGAUGCAAACGGGGGAAGGAAAGUCUUGUUAUUACCGCUUCUUAACCAAAGGUCAGGAGUGGAUAUGGCUUCAGACACGUUACUUCAUAACCUACAACCAAUGGAAUUCUAAACCAGAGUUCAUCGUCUGUACACAUCAAGUUGUCAAUUAUGCUGAUGUUCGUAACGAUAUCAACAAAGAGUUGGAACUGGCCGACAGCAAGAUGAGCGGUGCAGAUUCUGACAGUACCAAUCUCUGGGAUUCCAGUGCUUCGGAAUCGGCAUCGCUGUCGACGUCCGUCUCGGCGAACUCUUCCCUCAACGUGCCGUUGUUCAGCACAGGCAAGCAUGAGAGAUGGCAGUCAUGGAGCACAGAUGAAAGUAUAUCAUGCACAAGCAGUCUGAAACCGCCCAGUUUAUCGCACACAGAAAGCAAGAAAGGACUUUCACCUUCACGAUCUGAUUCACAAGCAUCAAACACCUCUCAGCAGCCCCUCCCCCAGGCCAUGGUUGCCCAGCCAUCGUCGUCGGCACCAGGAAUGUUUCCAAACAACGGUCCUCAGCAAGAUCAGCCUGCCUCGUCGGACAGUAACCUGACACCUCAGCAGAUUACUGUAAUCCAACUGAAGCUACAGGAGCAGUUGAUGAUGAGACAUCACAAACUGCAGGAUGCCAUCCUUCUGCAGCAACAGGAAUUGCAGCAGGUUCAACAACAGCUGAUGAUGGCCCAACAGUUAAUGAUGCAGCACCAUCCAAUGCUCGGUCAAAUGUUCAUCCAGCAACAGGAGCAACUGAUAGGGUCCAAGACCACGCCCGUAGGGGGUGCUGGUCAGGCCAUGCCCAUGGGUGUAGCACAGUCCACCACCACACCCUCCAACGCGUCAGUCCAGCAGCUGGAACCCCCGAGGAGCCAGCAACCACCGCACUCCUCCCAGCAUCCCCAGCAACCGCAGCAACUGCCACAACAACAGCAGCAACACACACCACAGCCUACAUCACACGAGGCACUGUCGAUGGAACAACUUGCACAGCAUCAGCUGUCUACUGGGGCUAUGUGGCCUUGUAAUACACCCAAUCUCCUUGAUUUGCCGAGUAAUGCCUUACAGUCAGCAACAAGGGCCCCGUUUGCUAUGCACCAUGCUCAUCAGUAUCCCUCCACCUCUGGACAAUCAUCGCACCGAGAACACGUAACCCCCCAUAGAACUAAUAACAAUGCCCCACCCCAUCAGCAGGUGGGGCCGCCGCCGCCCCCACAACAGCAGCAGCCGCCACCCCCACCGCCCCCUCACCACCCCCAACAGUCUCUGAACUGUCAUUCUCUGCCCCAACCGACCAUGCACUCUUCAAUGACAAUGCCCCCGGGGGCGCAAGCCGUACCCAUGCAAGACCUUUCUUGCCUCGGACUUCCGACACUGGACAUGGGCAAUGACCAAUACAUGCAGCAGUCGGAAGGCCAAGAUACUUUAUAGGGGUGCGUGGUUCCCCCCCCCCCUUUGUAUUUUGAAGGUGCUCUUAUAUAUCACAAUGCCUGGAUCUGUGCUGGUACAUUGUGUAAAUGCAUACUACAGUGCACGUAUUGAUUUGAAUUGGAGUGGAAACUGGAGAAUACUACCUUCUUGCAUCAAGAAUCAUAGGAUAUGACCUUCUUACAUCAAGAACCAGAGGAUAUCACCUUCUUGCAUCCAAAUCUGAAGGAUAUGACCUUCUUGCAUUAAACCUGGAGAAUAUAAUCUUCUUGUAUCCAAACCUGAAGGAUAUGACCUUCUUGUAUCCAAACCUGGAGAAUGUGUCCUACUUGCGUUAAACCUGGAGAAUAUGACCUUCGUGCACAGAGACCUGGAGAUAUGGCCUUUAUCCAACCAUCGCUGAUCCUCAAUAUUCCAGUCAGAAUAGUUUCUUGCAGGGUUACCUGGAAUCGCGAAGAUUAAAAGCCUUUUUUAGUCUAGGAUACUGCUCAACCCAUAUCAACUGGCAUGCGCCAAAGACUUCAUGUUAUAUAUGUUAUCGACAUGUGGAGUACAAUGUAUUUUGUGUAGUCAAAUGCAUUACGGUAUAUGUUUGUUUUUACUAAACUCUAUUAAUCAACGCUUUCUUCGGGACAGCAGGUUAUCAUCCAGCAAAAAUAUGUAUGUGAAGUCUAAAAUGUCUUUGCGUUGUCAUUUUACAUUUUGUCAUAAGGUGCCAAUCAUUUUCUGAUAUAAAAAAAAAAGUGCUUCUGCAAUUUCUUUAUCUAUUAUUUGUUGUAAUUAAGCAUUGUUGGAUCAACUACGUUGGGGUUUAGAAAUGACUUCCAUGAACGUUUUGUCCCGUGAAUAUAUAUGAGGAUGAAACUAAAGAGAUGAUCAAGAAUUACACAAUAUGUUACAUAUUUGAAAAGAAUUUCAGGUAAUAUUGGAAAGGCAUUGUUUAUUUUGAUGAAAUUGCUACCAUAUUUUCUUCUAUUAAAUUGUCUGUGUCUGUCUCAUAGGAAAGUUUUUGAAAAUUGUUCUUGAUUUUCAUGUAUGACCACUGCAAGCAAUGCCAAGGCAAGGAAUGGAAAUACCCUGUCCACCCUGACUAAGAGCAUUCAGAGAGAAAUCACAAUCAGUCAUUUUGACUAUCAAAAUAUGUUUUUGUGCAAUUUUAAAAACUUUGUUAAACUAUAGACUAGAGAGGGCAGUAUUUUGUAUGUGGUACUAGUAUUAGCAUUGCGGUUUGGAGGACGGUCUUAACAGUGCCUUUUGAAUUGAAACAAUGAAAUCAGAUUACAACCAAAGGUGCAAAAAAUGAAGUGCCUACUUGAUUAUUCAGAUACAGUAAUUUGAAUUGAGGCCCAUUUUUCAUUAAAAGGUAAUACAUGUAGUUUGAUAGGCAGUUUAUUUCAAAUUAUUGAUACGUUAGGCAGUCAAGUAGGGGCAGGAAAAAAGACUGGUAACACAGUGUAUGGCACAUAACACUUGAAUAUAUUCUGUAACAAAUUACAGAUACAUGUACAUGUAGCAAGAAAUAUCUGUUAUUUGUCAGUACUUAUCUUUUUUUAAUUUCAUUCCUUUUCAUUGAAAGUCCCAUACAACAUCAAGUUUGGCACUUCUAUUUUUUUUAUAACCACUCCAGAGAGGUUUAUAUUUUUAUAAAUGUUUUGCUUCGAUUAUUUAUCUGAUGGUCAUGGCACAUGUCAAGGGCGUAGGGUGCACAUGCCCCCUCCCGCUGGGGCAGAGGAGUUCAGAAACUGGCAAGCAAAUUGAAGUUUUUACGUCUUCUGCUUUCAACAGCUGAUUAUCCAAAGUUUAGUUCCACCUCCCCAGGAUGUUCAUCUCUCCAUGCUCAAACCAACCUGUGCCCUUGCAUGUGUGAUGAGACUUACAGUUAAUCAUCAAGUACAGUAUGAAUAUGAAAAAAGCAUAUUGCUCACAGAUUCAGUCAAAUUCUAUAAGAUAAAUCUAGUUAUGAAGUAAUAGGGGAUAUGCCAAAAUAAAAGACAGGCUUUCAGUUUACAGGUUUUCCCACCACAUGGCAGUGUCUAACAUCUUUUUCCAAACAACGUGUUCCGUUACUUCCCGAAGACUCAAGGGCCUGUGUACUGAACUCUGGUUUAAUUUACACCUGGUAUAAAUUUUUGGUUUAACUAUGGAUAGCCAAUUGUGUCGGGUAUCUCUAACAGUACAAGUUUAAUUCAUCAGCCCAUUUGGCACCCAAAUCAUUCAUAACUGACUGGAAAUUAAUUACUCAAAUAGUUCUCUUCCUCUUUAAAACAAUGGGCCAAGUAAAAGAUACUACAAGGGGAAGAUCAGACAGUACAUCGACCGCGUAAUAAAAUGCUCGGGAAGAGCGCCCUACAGUGUUGAGUAAGUAACAACCUUUUUUUAGCUAUGCUUAUUGCGAGAGGUUGUGUACAAAACAAAUGAGAGAAAUGGUGAAGGGGUGAAGGAUUAGGCGAUUUUUACAUUUCAGAAUUUUUUUUCUUCAACUUUUUUUUCAGUUAAAGAUGAAUAUAUAUAUUUCAGAGGUUUCUGGGUAAUAAAAGGUGGAAUUAUUCCCAUGCGCCGCCCUUGAGCCCUCUCCAAAAUCCCCUCUCUCAUUUUCCCCAUAUGUUUUAUACACAGUCGCAUGCCGAUGUGCGAUGGAUUACUAACUCAACGCUAGUGGGUGUCCUUCCCCAUAAGCAUUUAUCGAGCGUUUCAAAAAACGUUGGCCAAGUAAAAGAUAGGAAAUGAACAUGUAUGAUGUAAAUGGAAUAUUGAAAUUGUUGGCUUUCCAUAAUUUCAACAAAAAGUUCAACCAUGGCCUCAGUUAAACGGGUGUGUUUCACAAAGAUUUAAGUACGACUUGGAGUCGCACUUAAAUGUCUAGUUGCAUGUGGUAUAAAAGGCAUGACCAUAUCGGCCAGAUCAUGCAAAGGGGGCGUGCACUACUGCAUAUUGAUCAAUAAGAUUGCGCGUUUCAUAUCAUGUAUGUACCAGCAUUUGAAUGAGACUCUAAGUCAUAUAAUACUUAGAUCUUUUUUGAAACACCCCAGUACUUCAGAAUACAAGAUAAGAAGCAAUCAUUAUAUUAGUAUUAUAAUUGUAUGUAGAUAAGUCUUUGGAUGAGAAAGAGAGAUAACAUUCUGUAGGGAAGAAAGGUUGUCCUACAGAGCAAAGAGCUUACAUGUAUAUAUGAUGUUUAAGCAUAUUUUUCAAAGUGAAAGAAUGGUAGAUGACUAUUUUUUUUUUCAUAUAUUUUGUGCAAUAUUGGAAGGGUUGCAGUUGAGCAAUUGAUGAUGAGAAUUUAUUGAAUUUGAAAAGAAACAAAAAAAUGUUUAGAUGAAUUUUUUAUUGUUCAUGUUUGUAUUUACAAGGGGGUUUCCAUGUGAAGUGUCAGGAAAGAUUUGAAGGGAUGAGACGUGAAUAUAGUUGGGAUUUGCAACGUCGGGUUGCUUGAAUAUACAGUGCAUGAAUUUAUGAUUUGUAGGGGAUUUUAAAUACAGAAUAUUAUUUCCCUAUUAUCUUCAAAAUAAUGCCUGAACAUUUAGAUUGUUAAAGUUCAUACAUGGACAAUUUCAAUGAAAUAUCCAGAAAAGUUGAAGUAUUGACUCAUGGAAUCUGGUGUAUGAAUAUCAUAUUUCAUCUCUCGCAUUUGGUAUAGAAAAAUAAGUGCUUGCUGCUGUGUUUUUGAGAAUGAAAAAAAAUAAGAUUUUCUCGAGGGUUGGAAAGAAAGCAAAAUUCCUUAAAGUGGAGGUCAACCCUAUCAACAAUAUAAUUAUAUUGCUCCAUCU
Molecule: messenger RNA, 6746 nt
Organism: Lytechinus variegatus (green sea urchin)
Lineage: Eukaryota; Metazoa; Echinodermata; Echinoidea; Temnopleuroida; Toxopneustidae
Product: circadian locomoter output cycles protein kaput-like
Exons: 15
Coding region: 637-2982 (781 amino acids)
Biological process (GO): circadian regulation of gene expression; regulation of transcription by RNA polymerase II
Cellular component (GO): nucleus; cytoplasm; CLOCK-BMAL transcription complex
Molecular function (GO): DNA-binding transcription factor activity, RNA polymerase II-specific; RNA polymerase II cis-regulatory region sequence-specific DNA binding; protein dimerization activity
Source: RefSeq, a predicted model, not a curated record